AUGAGCUCUUCAUCCCUCAAGCAGGCAGCCGAGGCCGCACGAACUCGCACUUCAGAAGUCAUGAAGGGAGACGGUGCUGCGGUCGCCAAUGACUUCCUCCACACCCCACUCAUGAGAGCAGCUUUGCCCUUCAUCAACGGCGGUAUUAGUGGCAUGGUAGCCACCUCCGUCAUUCAACCAGUCGACAUGAUCAAGGUCCGCAUCCAGCUCGCUGGCGAGGGUGUUUCUGGAGGACCUAAGCCCACGCCCUUGUCCGUGACCAAAGAGAUUCUUGCCAGCGGAAAGGCCCUCGACCUUUAUACCGGUCUGUCGGCCGGUCUCCUGCGCCAAGCUGUCUACACAACGGCCCGCUUGGGCUUCUUUGACACCUUCAUGGGCAAGCUCGGCCAACGGGCCAAAGAUCAAGGCAAGGCCAUUGGCUUCAAGGAACGUGCUACCGCAGGUCUUGCUGCUGGAGGUCUUGCGGCCAUGAUUGGCAAUCCUGCCGACCUCGCUCUCAUUCGCAUGCAGAGCGACGGACUUAAACCCCUGGCUGAGCGUAAGAACUACAAGAGCGUUAUCGACGCCCUCUCAAGCAUCGCAAAAUCCGAAGGUGUUGGCGCCCUCUGGGCCGGCGCCGCGCCCACGGUCGUCCGUGCUAUGGCUCUCAACUUCGGUCAGCUCGCUUUCUUCAGCGAGGCCAAGGUGCAGCUCAAGCAGAACACGCAGCUGUCCUCUCAAGUACAGACCCUCACCGCAAGCGCCAUUGCUGGGUUCUUUGCCAGUUUCUUCUCUUUGCCCUUCGACUUCGUCAAGACUCGCCUGCAAAAGCAGUCCAAGGGCCCCGACGGCAAGCUUCCGUACAAAUCAAUGGUCGACUGCUUCGCAAAGGUGGCUAAGCAGGAGGGCGUGAUGCGCUUCUAUCGCGGUUUCGGCACUUACUACGUCCGCAUUGCUCCUCAUGCAAUGGUAACACUCAUUGUUGCCGACUACCUUGGCUUCAUCACCAAAUAG
This is a messenger RNA of Colletotrichum orchidophilum, 993 nucleotides long. Its product is annotated as mitochondrial 2-oxoglutarate/malate carrier protein. The coding region runs from base 1 to 993 and encodes 330 amino acids. The record is from RefSeq and is a predicted model, not a curated record. Gene Ontology annotation, biological process: transmembrane transport. NCBI's taxonomy places the organism in Eukaryota, Fungi, Ascomycota, Sordariomycetes, Glomerellales, Glomerellaceae. The transcript has 2 exons. Gene Ontology annotation, molecular function: oxoglutarate:malate antiporter activity.